UUAUAAGCUCGGCGGCCGCCCCCGAAAUAGCCGGCCCCGUUCGUCUUCGCCGCGAGGCCGAGGAGGGGGCUUCGCCGGCCGCUUUCGCUCCCCUCCCGCGCUGCGGACGCUCGGGGAGGUGGAUGAACGUGAAAUCCUCGUCUGCUUUCCGGUCGGAGCACAGCUUCCACCACCACAGCCGGUCGUCGUCGCCCGCUCGCCCCAUGGAGCUUUUCGGGAGCUUCGUCCGGCCCCGUGGCGAGCCGCUGGGCUUCCCAGCUCGGCCCGGCAGCAGCGGCAACAUUAAGACCCUGGGCAACACCUACCAGUUCACGGUGGACGUCAGCGACUUCGCCCCCGAGGACAUCAUCGUCACCACCUCCAACAACCAGAUCGAGGUGCACGCCGAGAAGCUGGCCGGGGACGGCACCGUCAUGAACACCUUCACCCACAAGUGCCAGCUGCCCGAGGACGUGGACCCCACGUCGGUGUCCUCCUCUCUGGGGGACGACGGCACGCUGACCAUCCGGGCACGGCGGCAGCCCGCCAAGCACACCGAGCACGUCCAGCAAACCUUCCGGACUGAGAUCAAAAUCUGAGCGGCCGGGCACAGCGCCGGGGACGGGCUUUUCCCCCCCUCCCAACCCCGUAGGCGACGUGUGGGUAGCGUUUGGGUGACACCGGUGUUCAUUUAGCUGCGUGGGCGCGGGGGAGCCCACCGAGCUGGCCGUGACCCCGCUGGGUUGGCAAGGAGGGGACGGGAACGCUCCCCGCGGGCUGCCUUAGAGGCACGAGGGGUGAAACCCGCAUGGGGGGCACACAUCCUUCGCUUGCCACCCCCCCGGGAGGCUGCAGGCUCUGGACACCGUUAUUUUUUGGCUGGCGUGGGUGGAUCGGGAAGAGCUGGACGUCCUGCAGCAGUCACCAAGGAGCCUCCAGGGGAGGUUUUGCCCUGGGACGGACGUGAGGAGUGAGGCCGGGGAGCGAGCCCUGCCCCGACCCUUCGCCAGAGCUUCUCUUUGUAUAUACAGCUUGUACUGGGUUGUGAUAAAUUAUUGACAACUACUG
This is a messenger RNA of Anas platyrhynchos (mallard), 1047 nucleotides long. RefSeq names its product heat shock protein family B (small) member 7 (gene HSPB7). Gene Ontology annotation, cellular component: nucleus; cytoplasm. The record is from RefSeq and is a predicted model, not a curated record. NCBI's taxonomy places the organism in Eukaryota, Metazoa, Chordata, Aves, Anseriformes, Anatidae. Gene Ontology annotation, biological process: heart development.